AUGAAAAAGCACAGGAUCAUGCACACAGAAGAAAGACCUUUUGAGUGCAACAAGUGUGGCAGAAAAUUUAAGGAAUCUGAAGCUAUAAUACGGCACAUGCUACUGCAUUCGGGUGAUCGACCUCAUGCAUGUCCAAAGUGUGGGAUGAGAUUCAGUAAACCUGGAAAUAUGAAGUCUCACCUCUUAGUGCAUUCGGGUGAUCGACCUCACGAGUGUCCUGAGUGUGGAAAGAAAUUAUGUAAGCUUCGAAGUUUGAAAAAGCACAGGAUGAUGCAUACAGAUGAAAGACCUUUUGAGUGUACCGAGUGUGGCAAAAAUUUUAGGAACCGCGAAGCUAUAAUACAGCACAUGUUAGUGCAUUCAGUUGAUCGAUCUCAUGAGUGUCCAGAGUGUGGGAAGAAAUUCAAUCAUCUUGGACAUAUGAAGGACCAUUUGUUAGUGCAUUUAGGCAUCAAACCUCACCAGUGUCCAGAGUGUCCGAAGAGAUUUAGACGUAAUAGACAUUUGAAGAUACACAUGUUUAUGCAUUCAGGUGAUCAACCUUACAAAUGUCCAGAGUGUGGGAAGAAAUUUAGUUAUCUUAGAAGUUUGAAGAGACACAAGAUGAAACAUUCAGGUGAUAAGGUAAACACUUUGAGUGUGUGA
Messenger RNA from Procambarus clarkii (red swamp crayfish), 645 nucleotides. Its product is annotated as zinc finger protein 708-like. The record is from RefSeq and is a predicted model, not a curated record. NCBI's taxonomy places the organism in Eukaryota, Metazoa, Arthropoda, Malacostraca, Decapoda, Cambaridae.